AUGUCAGUGGCAAAUGAUAAUUUAAAGAAGAUCGAUUUGAUUACAAAAGGUUUACAAGAGUAUUUAAAUAUUCAAAUUAUCAAAGAUGUGAUAGAGAAGGAAAAGCGUCCAGUAAAAAUAUACUGGGGUACAGCGCCUACUGGUAAACCGCAUUGCGGAUAUUUCGUUCCUAUGAUUCAUUUGGCUUAUUUCUUGAAGGCUGGUUGCGAAGUGAAGGUUUUAGUGGCUGAUUUACACGCUUUCUUGGAUAAUAUGAAAGCCCCUUUGGAAGUCGUCAAGUAUAGAGCUAAGUAUUACGAGUUAACAGUGAAGGCCAUUUUAAAAUCAAUUAACGUUCCCAUAGAGAAAUUGCAGUUUGUAGUAGGAUCCAGUUACCAACUUUCAGAGAAUUAUACGCUAGACCUUUUCAGACUAUCUAAUAUUGUUUCUCAGAAUGAUGCAAAAAGAGCUGGCGCAGACGUUGUCAAACAAGUUGCUAACCCUUUGUUAUCUGGUUUGAUCUAUCCUUUGAUGCAAGCCUUGGAUGAAGAGUAUUUGGAUGUGGAUGCGCAGUUUGGCGGUAUUGAUCAAAGAAAAAUUUUUGUUUUGGCUGAGGAAAACUUACCCAAUCUUGGAUUCAAAAAGAGAGCACAUCUCAUGAAUCCAAUGGUACCUGGAUUGGGUCAAGGUGGGAAAAUGAGUGCCUCGGAUCCAAAUUCGAAAAUCGAUAUUCUUGAAGAGCCAAAGCAAGUCAAGAAAAAAAUUAAUAGUGCUUACUGUGCUCCAGGUGAGCUCAAUGAAAAUGGUUUAAUUACUUUUGCUGAAAAGGUAGUUCAGCCUAUACAAGAAUUGGUUUCAGAAAAGGAUGGUAUUUUCAGCUUGCCGAUCGAUAGACCCGAGAAGUAUGGAGGACCAAUUACUUACGAUUCAAUUGAGCUCUUAAAAUCUGAUUUCGAGUCAGGUAAAUUAUCUCCUGUGGACUUGAAAACAGGCAUAUCUGACAGGAUAAUUGAAUUACUAGCUCCUAUAAGGAAAGACUUUGAGUCUAAUGAAGAAUUUCAAGAGGCUAAAGCAAAGGGUUACCCAGAAGUCGCUCCAAAACAAGAAAAGAAAGCUAAGAAAGUGAAAAAUAAAGGAACAAUGUAUCCGGGUGCAUCUAAACAGGAUACAACAACUGAAGUCUCUAAAGCUCUCGAAUCAACCCAAUUAGAGUAG
Molecule: messenger RNA, 1194 nt
Organism: Priceomyces carsonii
Lineage: Eukaryota; Fungi; Ascomycota; Pichiomycetes; Serinales; Debaryomycetaceae
Gene: TYS1
Product: tyrosine--tRNA ligase
Exons: 1
Coding region: 1-1194 (397 amino acids)
Biological process (GO): tyrosyl-tRNA aminoacylation
Cellular component (GO): cytoplasm
Molecular function (GO): tyrosine-tRNA ligase activity; ATP binding
Source: RefSeq, a predicted model, not a curated record